Molecule: messenger RNA, 1707 nt
Organism: Coccinella septempunctata (seven-spotted ladybird)
Lineage: Eukaryota; Metazoa; Arthropoda; Insecta; Coleoptera; Coccinellidae
Product: zinc finger MYM-type protein 1-like
Exons: 1
Coding region: 1-1707 (568 amino acids)
Molecular function (GO): protein dimerization activity
Source: RefSeq, a predicted model, not a curated record
AUGCAUAAUGAAAAGGUUGCUAGCAACAGAUUCUUAGUCUCGAAAAUUGUAGAAGCCAUUAAAUUUUGUGGUACAUUUGAGCUCGCACUUCGAGGUCAUGACGAAAGUGAAAAUUCUGAAAAUCCAGGUAUUUUUCAAGGUCUUAUCAAUUAUACUGCCGAAAUAGAUAAAACUUUGAAAGACCAUUUAGAACGAGCAACAGUAUUCAAAGGGACGUCGAAAGAAAUCCAAAAUGAUUUAUUGGAUUGUAUUUUUGAGGUGUAUCAGGAAAUUGUUUCGGCAGAAAUAGAUAAUGCAGAAUUUCUUGGAAUCAUGGCAGAUGAAACUACAGACGUUUCCUCGAAGUUACAAACGGUUUUGAUUUUUCGGUAUUGCAAAGAUGGAAAACCGGUGGAAAGAUUUUGGGAAUUUUUUAAAAGCGAGCAACAAACUGCUGAAGUUCUUAGCAACCUAAUUUUAAAAGCACUUGAACCUUUGGUGGCUAAGAACCCUAAUAAAUUAAUCGCGCAGUCUUAUGAUGGUGCAGCUGUAAUGUCUGGAAAACAGAGUGGUGUUCAGGCUAGGAUUAAAGAAAAAUAUCCUGUAGCCCAUUUCGUACAUUGCUAUGCCCAUCAAUUGAAUUUGAUAAUGAGCCAAGCAUCUUCUCAAAAUAAUGAUGUACGUUUAUUUUUUGGAAAUCUGAGUGAAAUUCCAGCAUUUUUCUCCAAUUCUUGUCAACGCGUUGCUUUCCUAGAUAGAAUAGUGAAAAGAAAAAUACCUAGGUCUGUUCCUACAAGAUGGAAUUUUAAAAGUAGAACAGUUAACGUAGUAUUCGAAUACAAAGAAGAACUCAUAGAAUGUAUGGAGGAAAUUGAAGAAAGUCCUGGUGUAAAUGUAUCAACCAAAACUCAAGCCGGUGCGAUCAGAAGGCUUCUUCAAGAAAAAUCAUUCGUGUUUUGGCUCACAUUUUUUCACUACGUCAUGCCACAUGUCGAUAUUUUUUUCAACGAACUACAGAGACGCUUAAUUGACUCGGUACAAAUAGGCAAAUGUUUGAAAAAAUUUAAAGAAAGCAUAAGCAACAUAAGAAAUGAAAAACUAUAUGACAUUUUGAAUGAAGCCAAAGCUCUACAAGUUACUGAAACUAAGAGGAGAAAAUUGAACGAGGACACUUGGAGAGCAUCUGCGAUAGAAGUUUGUGAUGUCAUAAUCAAUGUGGCAGAAGAUCGCUUUGCUUAUACCGAUCAGUUGAAUGCGGCAAACUUGUUUAUUUGUGAGAGAUUCGAAUUAUAUGAUCGUUCAUUUCCAGAUGAUUAUUUCAAAAGGACUAUCGAAUCGUACCCAAUGCUUGAGAAGAACAGACUCAAGACAGAACUUACUCUUUUAUAUUCUAGUGCAGAAUAUCGGACUUUUUCAUCAUGUGCUGUGCUUCUUAGUUUCAUAAUCGACAGUAACCUUCAGGAAGUUUUUACCGAAACUAUAAAAUUGCUAAACAUACUAGUAACAAUGCCAAUGACCACUGUAGAAGCAGAAAGAAAUUUUUCCUCUUUAAAGAGAAUCAAAACGUUCUUGAGAAGUACUAUGUCACAAGAUCGUCUCAAUGCGUUAGCCUGCUUAUCAAUAGAGCAAAAAUUAAUUCGAUCUAUACCGGACUUUAACGAAAAAGUGAUUGAUAAGUUUGCUUUGAAGAAGGAUAGACGUAUCGACUUGGUAUUCAAGAGAAAAUAA